ACGCCUUAAUAAAUGCUCUACACAAAUAUGCAAGGGGGUUGCAAGGAGCCACGCGAUUCUUGGAACAUUCCUAAGUAAGGCCGACCAUUGAUUCUAGUCCACUCCUAACCGUUUGGAUUGAAUCAGUGAGUUCAGUAGCCUAGCAAGCCCUGUUCUGUACGGCUGCUACUGAUAGGCUUUUGAACUGGAUUGUGGUCUGAAAGCACGCGCAACUACUGAUAAUUACUUUCAGUUGGGAGUGUGCAGCUUUGGACUAGAAACAUGGUGACUUCGAGACCACCGAUUCUGGUUGUCGUAGCUUUAUUAUGCGCUAUAUGCAUCUUAGUUCACGCGGCACCUUCGGGGGACGACCUCGAGCUGUUAAAGCUUAAAUUAGACAAAUCGAUAGAGCGAUCAAGUAGGCAAAGGAGGCAAGCACCUUCAAGAAACACAUGCUACUGUAAACCAGGCUGCAACUGCGACUGUCCGGCUGGUAUAUUUUGUAAUGCGACCCUUCCCGGUGUUGGUUCGAAUGGGCGACCAGGCCUCCGAGGAAGACCAGGUUUACGUGGACAAGCUGGUGAGAGAGGCGUUCAAGGGCCUGGUGGAGACAUUGGGCGUGCGGGUAACCGUGGUAACGCAGGUGCUCCUGGUACCAUUGGUGUGCCUGGAAAAGAUGGACCCCCUGGUAUAACACUCAUUGGUGCCCCACCAGGUACAGUGUUGACCCAGGAAGAACUGGAACAGAUCCUUCAGAUCUGGAAUUCCAUGCAACGACAAAUCAGAUCAGGCCUCCGUCAUGUCGGCCGUGUAGGUCCCUCGGGAAGGCGAGGUGCCCCAGGCACUCCUGGAGAGCCGGGUUUAGAUGGUGAGCACGGAGAACAAGGCUUGAAAGGAAACAGAGGCGAAACGGGUCCUCCAGGCCCCCCAGGUCCACCAGGAGAUCCAGGUCGACCAGGCAAAGAUGGCAGCGAAGGAUUACCUGGUCGUCCAGGUCUUCCUGGUAAAAACGGCGAAAAGGGUGAUCGCGGAGUGCAAGGACGAUUUGGCAUGCCAGGAACAAAAGGCCCAAGGGGCAGGCCUGGUAGGCAAGGUCAGAAGGGCAGACGAGGCAUCACUGGAGAAAAGGGAGGUCAAGGAGCUGUUGGAAAAUCAGGAAAACCUGGAGAACAGGGCGUACAAGGACCACGUGGUCUCCCCGGACCCGCGGGAUCACCAGGAAUCAAGGGCUCAACGGGAUUGCGCGGUGUUCAAGGGCCCCCUGGACCCAAGGGAAGCGUUGGAGUUCCUGGUCCUCAAGGCAUCCCUGGUUCUCUUGGUGCUCGUGGCGAAGCUGGUGCUGAUGGUUCUCCUGGACCCUCUGGACCAACUGGAGACGUUGGCAACCCAGGCCCUCCCGGUCCAAGCGGAGAUCGUGGCGCCCCUGGUGCUGCAGGAGCUGAUGGCGUUGCAGGAGAGAAGGGUAGUCCGGGAUCACAAGGACCAAUGGGAGGCAUCGGAAUCAGCGGAGGCUUAGGACCAAAGGGUAAUGAGGGAAGAGGAGGACGAAACGGACGAAAGGGAGACAAGGGUCCCAGUGGAAUCAAAGGCACGAAAGGGAAUCGUGGACCCAAAGGAGACAAGGCCCCUGAUGGCGCUAGUGGUGAAGUUGGUGUACCAGGCGUGGCCGGUGCUCCUGGUGAGGAAGGAAGACUUGGACCAGUUGGACCUGUUGGUGCUACCGGACCCAAGGGCGUUCAAGGCUCUCCUGGAUAUCCUGGUGCUAAUGGAGGCAAAGGAGAUAAGGGUAACCGUGGUGGUCGAGGAAGACGAGGUUCGAGAGGAGCCCGUGGAGAUCCUGGUCCAACUGGUAUUGAUGGUCAGGGAGGUGUUGCUGGGCCACGGGGAGUUCGUGGAGCGAAGGGAAAACCAGGCUCUCCCGGACGACCAGGACCACCGGGUUACCCUGGCAACCCUGGUCAACCUGGCACUAUCGGAGGAGCGGGUCCGGAUGGAUUUAAAGGGCCACCAGGAGCAGCCGGUACACAAGGACCAAGGGGAGCUCCAGGAUCUCAAGGCGCACCUGGCCCUGAUGGUGUUGCCGGACAAACGGGCGAAGCUGGAGUUACUGGACCUGAAGGCCUACCAGGACCACAAGGUCCUCAGGGACCCAAAGGAAAUGCCGGAGCAGCAGGAGAUAAAGGUGUCAUUGGAAAGCAAGGCGGUAAAGGAGAACCUGGAGAGAAAGGAGAUCGCGGUCCUGAUGGUAGCCAGGGACCGCUUGGAACGCCUGGCAGGAAUGGUGAGAAUGGAGUAGACGGAGCACCGGGCGAGGACGGUACRAGAGGCAAUCCAGGAGCGGCGGGUCCUCAAGGCCUCCGCGGGAUUCCUGGAGCUGCUGGCAAAAGCGGUGAAAUGGGUCCAGAAGGACCAGCCGGACCCCGAGGAAAAAGCGGUCCUGGUGGUCCCCAGGGCCCUGAAGGAGCCGUUGGACCACCUGGAGCAAAUGGUGCCAAGGGAGACAUGGGUCCUGAUGGAGAACAAGGACCUAAUGGCAAUCCAGGUGCUACUGGGCCUGAUGGUAAUAAUGGUAAUGCUGGUCCUGUAGGAGCUCAAGGGCCCAAGGGCGAAAGCGGUGAGCCUGGUCUAGCUGGAGUUGCUGGACGUGAUGGACCAAGAGGACAGAGAGGCAGUGCCGGCCAACCUGGUCAACCUGGUCCCCCCGGACCCAUAGGAGGUGCCGGAGAAGCAGGAGCAAGAGGAGCAAGAGGAAAGAUGGGACCAUCUGGGGAUAGGGGAGAUAUGGGACCCACAGGACCUGGAGGACUUCCUGGUCCCCAAGGAGAACAGGGUGACGUCGGACCAAUUGGCAACAAAGGUGAUCGUGGCCCACAAGGUUCUGCGGGAGCACCCGGUAGUCAGGGAGAACGGGGAAGCAUUGGAGGCCCAGGAUCAAAGGGUCCUCGUGGUGGGAAGGGAGAAAAGGGUCCUGAUGGCAAAGAUGGAGCCAAGGGAUCCACAGGCCAAUCAGGACCUGAUGGUGAAAGUGGACAAAAUGGAGCUCCCGGACCAGAUGGUGCUCCGGGUAAAGAUGGUGCUAAAGGCCAACCUGGACAACAAGGCCCUGUAGGUAAACCCGGCCCGCAAGGCAUCGCUGGAAGCAGAGGUCAAUCCGGCUUCCCUGGACCACAAGGAGCAGCCGGUCCACGCGGAGAACCCGGAGAAAGGGGAGACAACGGAGGUGAUGGACGUGACGGACCCCCUGGUCCACCCGGUGGUCGGGGACCAAGAGGACCCAAGGGUAAGCGUGGUAGCACCGGAACCCCUGGCUUGCAGGGACUACAAGGACCUCGAGGUGGAGUUGGAAUCAACGGAGGAAAGGGAGAUAAGGGUGACAUCGGAGAGAGAGGAAUGCGUGGAGGUGCUGGACCCAUCGGCAUUAUUGGCGCUGCCGGAAGACAGGGAGCUAAAGGAAGAUCAGGAAGAACUGGAGCGAAGGGUCAAGGUGGCGAUCAGGGAAUAGAUGGUGACAGAGGUGUAACCGGGAAAUCUGGAGAGCAGGGUAUUAAGGGAAUGUCAGGCGAACUUGGAGUGAGAGGAAUCAAGGGCUACCGAGGUAAUAUGGGUCAAAUUGGACCUCGUGGACCUAUUGGCUUAAAGGGAGAUGCCGGAGAAGAAGGUUUGCGUGGUAGCCGAGGACCUAAAGGUCCAAAGGGAUUCAAGGGAGAGCCUGGUCCCCCAGGCGUUCACGGAGAUCAAGGACCACCGGGAAAAUACGGAGGUGUUGGUGAUAAGGGAGCAAGGGGUGGCGCUGGCUUGAAGGGAAGACGUGGACGAAUCGGUGAUCCAGGCGCUCCUGGGCCACCAGGACCAACAAGUGAUAGUCUGUUCGGGUCCAGAAGAUCAGGUGGUGAAGGUGCCAGAGGAAAUGGAAGACAGAAGCGAUCGAUCGAAGAUGAGGCAAUCAAAUUUAAUGAAGUGGUUAUCGACGCCAUCGUUGAAACCAGCCAGGCCUUCCAGAAGAUCGUACGUCCCUCUGGUGCAAGAGACAGCCCUGCCAGAACAUGCAGAGAACUGAUGAAAACCAACUCACAGCUUCCUGACGGUACCUACUGGUUGGAUCCUAACCAAGGGGUAACCGCAGAUGCAUUCCGUGCCUUCUGUAACUUUACUGCUGGAGGACAGACUUGUGUCAAACCUAUCAACCGCUUGGUUCGCUGGAAUUCUAACGUUAACUCCAACACAUUGUUUUCUACCGUCAAAGAUGGAUUCAAGUUUUCAUAUGAAGCCAACACCGUGCAGAUGAAAUUCUUGAGACUUCUGAGCGCCACAGCUGCACAAAAGGUCACGCACGACUGUAUUCAAGAUAUCCAACUUCUUGGUACUAAUAACAAGGAAAUGCCAAAUGAACAUACCCGAUGCAAGACUGGACAACGCAACGUACAGAACUUACAAAAACUAGAACUGCUUCCGUUACGAGAUAUUGCACUUUCCAAAGCAAAUGGCCAACUUCAGUUCGAGGUCGGACCUGUGUGUUUCCAAUAGAACCUCAGAUUUAUCCAUAAGAACACCAAAAGAACAGAGAAAUACACACACUUUUUAUGAAAACUAUGGAUAAUGUGUUUUAUGUACUAUAAUGGUGAUAUUUGUACGUUAGGCCCAUAUACAGUGACCGGGCCCUACUUUAGAUAUAUUGCUUUCUCACAACGAGACACAGUUUUGUAAUAAAAUAAAAAUUUCGUAAGAGUCCAAUAGUUUGUACUGUUCAAUCGUAAACAAUACGUUAAGUAAUAAAAAUCUUUUUCAACUUAA
Molecule: messenger RNA, 4770 nt
Organism: Actinia tenebrosa (Australian red waratah sea anemone)
Lineage: Eukaryota; Metazoa; Cnidaria; Anthozoa; Actiniaria; Actiniidae
Cellular component (GO): extracellular matrix
Molecular function (GO): extracellular matrix structural constituent
Source: RefSeq, a predicted model, not a curated record